Molecule: messenger RNA, 306 nt
Organism: Aspergillus campestris IBT 28561
Lineage: Eukaryota; Fungi; Ascomycota; Eurotiomycetes; Eurotiales; Aspergillaceae
Exons: 3
Coding region: 1-306 (101 amino acids)
Source: RefSeq, a predicted model, not a curated record
AUGAUGUUCCCCAGAAUUCUCUCCCUCUCUAGGCCUCUAUCUAGAUCCCUCUCCACCUCCCCCAUCCGCCUCAACCAUCCCCAACCCACCCCAGACUCCAACCCCAGCACCUUCAAGCAGACCGCCUCCCGCUACCGCCUCUUCGCCAGCCCCUUUGCCAAAGUCUUCCUCGGCGGCAUCUUCACCUACCAGGUCAUCUACUGGACGUGGCUCAAGCUGGAGAUGGAUGAGUCCAAGUGGGAGAAGCAUCAAGAAGCUACUGCCCUGGAGAAAGAGGCGAGGGAGUUGACUGCUGAGCAGAAGUAA